Apis florea (little honeybee) is the source of this 2031-nucleotide messenger RNA. It is a transcript of the gene Rab6, whose product is annotated as RAS oncogene family member Rab6. Gene Ontology annotation, molecular function: GTPase activity; GTP binding. NCBI's taxonomy places the organism in Eukaryota, Metazoa, Arthropoda, Insecta, Hymenoptera, Apidae. The record is from RefSeq and is a predicted model, not a curated record.
AACUAGUAACUAACCAAUGACGUCACUUCCCAGUUAAACGUGGCUGCCUUGCAAGUGAAGGAAGGAGUGGCUUUUCGAUCUGUCAAGUUAAAUGAUUUCUCGUGACAAUUAAUGACUCGUUGCAUCAAUUAAGUUAUUCUUGUGUGUUUAGCACUUUUAAUUCAUUGCGUAAUAGUUCUAUAAUAUAAAAAAUGUCGUCUUCGGGUGAUUUUGGAAACCCGUUGCGUAAAUUUAAGCUUGUCUUUCUCGGUGAACAGAGCGUUGGAAAAACUUCUCUUAUCACACGGUUUAUGUAUGACAGCUUUGACAACACGUAUCAGGCUACAAUAGGUAUAGAUUUUUUAAGCAAAACUAUGUAUCUGGAGGAUAGAACUGUAAGAUUACAAUUAUGGGAUACUGCAGGCCAAGAACGGUUUAGAUCUUUGAUACCUAGUUAUAUCAGAGAUUCUACUGUUGCAGUUGUAGUAUAUGAUAUUACUAAUGCGAAUUCAUUUCAUCAAACAUCAAAAUGGAUUGAUGAUGUACGGACUGAAAGAGGAAGUGAUGUAAUUAUUAUGUUAGUGGGUAAUAAAACAGAUUUGGGUGAUAAAAGACAAGUAUCAAUGGAAGAAGGUGAACGAAAAGCUAAAGAAUUAAAUGUAAUGUUUAUUGAAACUAGUGCUAAAGCUGGAUAUAAUGUGAAACAACUUUUUAGAAGAGUAGCAGCAGCUUUACCAGGCAUGGAUUCCACUGAAAAUAAACCACCUGAAGACAUGCAAGAAGUAGUUCUGAAGGACACACCAAUUGAACUGAAAUCAUCGGAGAGCAGUUGUGCAUGUUAAACCACCGAUCAGCCUAAUGGUAGACAAGACACUGAUCUAAGUUAAUUUAUAAAUUAAUCUCUUUCAAUGCUAGGACAGUGAUGGAUCAGUCCGUGUCCUUUUUACAAUUUAUAAUGUGGAAAGGAACAGCACUGUAUCGAAGAGCUAUAACGAGUUUUUCGUGAAAAAAUAAAUAUCUCACGAUAGCUUAAGCAGACUGCUUUUACACAAUAACGUGUUUGUACUAGUAAAUCAUCAAAUCAUAAAUCAAUUAAUUUAAUUAAUUUAAACUUUUGUAUUUCAUCAGAGACGCUUGCUUUUUUAACGUGUUGAUAAUAAUAAUAAUCAUUAUUAUAGAUAGUGCUUCGAUCAUUUUUCUUAAAUGAGAAACAAUUUUUCUAAAAAUCAUUUUAUUUGCAACAAAUAAUUAUAAUUUUAAGUAAUAAAAUUUUUUUAUGUUUUGCAUUUUGACAAAAAAGGAAAAAAAUUUGAAUGAAAUACUAGUCGUAUGCAUGAUCAGUGCUGCAAUUGCAUGAUAUAUGGUGCACUUAUAUAUAUACAUAUAUAUAUAUAUAUUUAUCGUCAUGUAUAUAUAAGUUGCAAUAUGCGAUAAACUAAUAGUGUAUAGACAAAUGGAGUUACGUAUUGCGUAAAUGCAGUCAAAAUAAUAGUCAACAAUUCGUUAUCAGAAUGAUCUGAUUGCAAACGCGAGCAAUAAGUCACUUAUACACUUAUGGAUGCAUUUGUGGUGGCAUGGAUCGAUUUAGCAUAAAAGAACUCGUACAAUAUGUACCUGCGAGCGUACUGUAGAUGAACGGGAAAAGAUUUCAGCGAUGCAAAAUUAGUAAUUAACAUUUUAUCUUUUAAAAACUUUUUAAAAAUAUUUUACGAAUACAUUGCUCAUGUAUAAUAGUUUUCUUAACUUGGAAUGAUCAUUGCAUAAAUUAGUAAGUUGCAUUUUUUAUUGAAGUAUUAUUUAUAAAUUGAAUAAUUCAUUAUAUAUAUAUAUAUAUACAAAAAGAAAAAGAAAAAGAAAAAAAAAAGAAAAAAAUUUAAAUAGAGCAAAUUUCCGACAAUUAUUGACAAAAUUGGAUUUGUAUAUAUGAAUUUAAAAUUUAACUUAAAAUUUGGGAUAUGGAUAGACAGAAUGCUAUUAUACCUAAUUAUUAUGACAUUUUUGUUAAUACUUAUAUUGUAAUAUUUUAAUUUAUAUAAAAAACAUUCAAUAGCA